Molecule: messenger RNA, 1748 nt
Organism: Cydia amplana
Lineage: Eukaryota; Metazoa; Arthropoda; Insecta; Lepidoptera; Tortricidae
Gene: beat-IIIc
Exons: 7
Coding region: 328-1314 (328 amino acids)
Source: RefSeq, a predicted model, not a curated record
UUUUUGUGGGUAUAAGUUUUUAUUAGCGUCUGAAGUUCCGUGUGCGGAGGGUAGCAGGCAACAGGAGGGAGGGCCGGGUGGGCGUGUGGGGCUGCGGGCUCAGUCGGCACGGAGCCUCGAGUCGCGCACGCCGGCCGCACGCCGCACCCACGCUCCGCUACUCGCAAAACUUUCACGAACUUUUCCAAAGAGAAAAAGUGCGCAGUGUUCUGAACAAAAUUGGAUGCAAAUUAGUUACCAGCCAUCUGUGUGGUGUGUGUUUGUAGCAGAGAACACAGUUCUAUUUGGAAUGAUGGAGUUUAAUUGAAGCAGAAUGGUUCUUGCACCAUGAGGACGUGCAGCGAGCUCGGAUUCUGCCUCGGUUUGGGGAUGCGCCUGAGUGGAGCAAGUAGCAGGAUGGCGGCGCACGCGAGCUCACGCGUUUUCCUGCUGGCGCUUAUGGUGCUGGGUCGAGAGGGCGUGUCGAGCCUAGAGCUGCUGGAACUGCGCGUGCCGGCGCACGUACCGCUGGGCACGCGCCCGUCGCUGACCUGCCGCUGGCAGCUCGGGCCCACCGACGUGCUGUACUCCGUCAAGUGGUACAAGGACGGCAAGGAGUUCUUCCGACACGUUCCCAAGGACACAGAGCCGCGCCGGAAGUUCCCGCUGCCUGGCGUCGAUGUCGAGAGAUCAAGUACAAACGGGGCUAACGUGACGCUCUUCCCGGCGAUCCUGGAGACAGGCGGGCGUUACCGCUGCGAGGUGUCUGGCGAGCGACCGCUGUUCCCCACGGUGUCCGACCACUCGGACAUGACCGUCGUAGCUCUUCCGAACCACGGACCCACAAUCACAGGGUCCAAGCUUCGGUAUCAGAUCGGCGACCGAGUGCAGGUGAACUGCACGUCGGGUCGGUCGCGGCCGGCGACGCGGCUGGCGUGGUACGUGAACGGCGAGCCCGCGCCGCCCGCCGCCCUGCAGCCGCCGGUGCACGAGACGCACCCCGACGGGCUCGAGACCACCAGCCUCGAGCUCGACUUCAAGGUCAAACCGAAGCACUUCAGAAGGGGAGAUUUGAAACUUAAGUGUCUCGCAACAAUAGCGACAGUGUACUGGCGCAGCAACGAAGAGAGCGUGCAGGGCGAGCGCAUGAAGGGGUAUGCGCGCUCGCGCGAGCUCAGCGAGGGCGCGUCGCGCGCCGAUCGCGUGCAGGCGGCGGGCAAGCCCGGCGCGGCGCCGCGCGCGCUGCCCGCGCUGCCCCUGCCCGCGCUGCUGCCAGCACUCGCGCUACUACUCGCGCGCGCCGCCGCCAACCCCAUUGUACGAUUAAACACUUAAAAGACUCGAAACGACAACGCAGACACUUCCUAUGUGAUGUGUUCGGAUUGUUAUGGUGCAAAAACGAUAAUUCUGAUUAGAUAAAACUAAUUAUUGUAAAAUACGCUUGAUUCUGUGUAGCUAAGUAAAAGUUAUACAUAAACACUCGCGUGAGAUAUGUGCCAUUGUCGAAGUAAUAAUUAUUACCUUGUUAUUUUAUCACCUCGAAUUCCAAAGAUUAUUGUUUUACCGAGAUUUUGUCUAACCAAAGUAGAGGCAUUUGUAAUUAACAUAUCAAAAUCUCUUACGUAUACAUUUGCGUCACUAAGGGUAAUCUAUAAUUCUAUACGUAUCGAUACGUCAGUAAUUAAUUACAUAGCAGUUAUUUGUGAUUCUAAUUAUGAGCCAUACAAGACAUAUCAUUAAAGUCAGGCUUCUAUAUUGUACUGUAAUAU